AUGGUAGAAGCUUCAUAAAAUUACGAUGAUUUUGAAAGAGUACCAGUUUGCAGAGUCUACGAGAGAAUGGGAGUCUGUUUGGAACCAGCAGUUUGCUAGUACACUCACCCAACUUAUCUCGUUCAAACUCUUAGUGAUUAACAAGUAGCAGGAUCCUAACUGAAUUUAAAUGCAGUAGAAUUUAAGCCAAAAAAGAAAAAUGUGGAGGUAUCACAAGAAGAAGCAAUAUACGCGAAGUUUGAGAAGAUGGAAGAUAUCUAUUACUUUGAAUCAAGUAAGAGCUGUCCCUGCUGCAAAGGGCAAGUUAAUAACUGCAAUGGAGAUGCAUGCCAGAAUCUAGGUAUCUGUUAUUGUGUUGUGCAUUUGAGUCACAGUGAAUGA
Messenger RNA from Stylonychia lemnae, 381 nucleotides. NCBI's taxonomy places the organism in Eukaryota, Ciliophora, Spirotrichea, Sporadotrichida, Oxytrichidae. The record is from the annotation of a GenBank genome assembly.